GAUGAGCUGCUGUUUCCGAAGAAGAAGUUUCAGCCCGUUCAAAUUUCCAUCUACACACAAACAACUUAUAUACUAAUUCUGGUUGCUCAAAUACAUAAAGUCUUUCCAGACCAAAAUAAGAGUGUGUGCUAAGACAUGGGGGACUCCAACAUCAGCCACAUGGUAGCAGCUUAUACAGAGUCGCAGGAGGGACUCCCAGCAGGCAAGUUGGAUCAUUACAUGGACAGCUAUGAUAUGGACUAUGGCAUCCCUCCUGAUGAGAUCCCAGACACCACGCAGGGCCAAGCCUUCUUUGUUGCCACCAUUGUUAUCGGUGUGGUGCUCGUCUGCAUCAUGCUCGUCUGUGGGAUUGGAAACUUCAUAUUCAUUGCCACGCUGAUGCGCUACAAAAAGCUCCGCAACCUCACCAACCUGCUCAUUGCCAACCUGGCCAUCUCAGACUUCAUCGUGGCGGUGGUGUGCUGCCCGUUUCUGGUGGACUACUAUGUGGUGAAGCAGCUUUCCUGGGAUCACGGAUUACUGCUGUGCGCCUCUGUCAACUACCUCCGGACAGUGUCGCUCUACGUGUCCACAAACGCAUUGCUCGCCAUCGCCGUUGACAGGUACAUGGCUAUAGUCCAUCCUUUGAGGCCUCGCAUGAAGUACCAAACCGCCUACUUCCUGAUAACAGGAGUCUGGAUUGUUCCCAUCCUGAUAUCCAUCCCCUCUGCCUACUUUGCCUCUGAGAUCAUAUACCCUCACAGCGGCACCACCCCGACCACUCACAAAGUCUUCUGCGCCCAGAUCUGGCCUGUGGACCAGCAGGCCUACUACCGCUCCUACUUCCUGUUCGUUUUCGCUGUGGAGUUCGUCGGGCCCGUGAUCGUCAUGGCAAUGUGCUACGCCCAAAUCUCCCGCGAGCUCUGGUUCAAGAACGUCCCGGGUUUCCAGACGGAGCAGAUCAGGAAGAGGUUGCGUUGUCGCCGCAAAACGGUGAUGGUCCUGAUCGGGAUCUUGACGGCGUACAUCCUGUGCUGGGCGCCGUUAUACGGCUUCACCAUCCUGCGAGAUUUUCACCCGACGCUGAUCUCCCGCCAGAAGAACUCGUUGGUGGCCUUCUACAUCAUCGAGUGCAUCGCCAUGAGCAACAGCAUGAUCAAUACCUUCUGUUUUGUCAGUGUCAAGAACAACACCGUUAAAUACCUGAAGAAGAUUGUGCUGCUGCGCUGGAGGUCGACGUAUGCCGCCAGUAAGACGGUGGACGAGAUGGAUAUUAGGACCUCGUCCAUGCCUGUAACAGAGGAGAUUGAAUGCAUUCACUUGAGGUGAAAAGGAGAGAGUCUUAAAUAUAGCAUAGUCAUUUAAAUUUGGGCUGUUGAUAUCCAGAAACUACAUAGCAGACAGUGAUGAUUUUGACAUGGAACAUUUCUCUUGUGUUUAGAUCACAAUUUUGAAGCAUCAUGAAACUCAAGGAAAGGUCUAACCAUGAAAGUACAUUGAUUAAUGGGGCAACAUACAGUAUGUUAGUCAGCAGUACAUGCAGGACUUCUAUUUGAGGUAUUAUGGGAAUGUAAUUAUUGCACACUGUGACUGUACACUGUGUUCUUGUGAAAUGUCGUAGCAUGUGUAUAAGAUAUAUUAGACGUAAGACUUGUAAAUACAGCUAUUACUGCCCUAAGAGAUCCAUGAUGUUGACUACAGUACCUGGUUAAUCUUUGUAUUUCCUGUAUCUGUUUUGUUUUAUAUUGAUUUUUCGUAAGGUCAAAUAACUCUUGAUACUAAAGAAAUAUUUUCAUUGAUCAUUGCUUUUGUGUGUUUUCUAUUUUCCUUCUUUGAAGAUAUUCAAUAAUCCUCAGUAGAUGUAAUUUUGUGGAAUGUAGAGCAUUGAGAGGGCUCAUUUAAAGAAGUGGCAAAGCAAAAAAGACAUUUGAAUGUCUUGAAAAGAAAAUCAUUUUUUCGUGAUUAUCUAUCCUUGAAAAGAAUCAAUACAUUGCAUGCUUCCUUGGUAGAUGAAUGGACUUUAUGUGA
Molecule: messenger RNA, 2007 nt
Organism: Sebastes umbrosus (honeycomb rockfish)
Lineage: Eukaryota; Metazoa; Chordata; Actinopteri; Perciformes; Sebastidae
Gene: prokr1b
Product: prokineticin receptor 1b
Exons: 2
Coding region: 136-1308 (390 amino acids)
Biological process (GO): neuropeptide signaling pathway
Cellular component (GO): membrane
Molecular function (GO): neuropeptide receptor activity
Source: RefSeq, a predicted model, not a curated record